AUGGAUGACUGGGAGGACGAGGAAAUUGCACCGCUUCCAGCAAAAGUUGAACUUAAAAGUAAUUGGGAUGAUGAAGAUGUAGAUGAGAAUGAAAUUAAGGACUCUUGGGAGGAUGAUGAUGAGCCUGCUCUGCCUCCUGUUGUAAAGCCUGUUACCGAGAAGACUCCAAAGAAAGCAGCAUCCAAAACCGUUGAAAAGAAGGGUAAAGCAGCCGAACUUCCGAAGGAAGCAGAAGCACCAAAGGAAGAACCUUUAGAUCCUAUCGCUGAGAAGCUUCGCAUGCAGAGACUUGUUGAGGAGGCGGAUUACAGAGCAACUGCUGAACUCUUUGGAACGAAGAUUGAUGAAAAGAAACUUGAUAUGUUCAUCCCAAAGUCUGAAAGUGAUUUUUCGGAAUAUGCUGAAAUGAUUUCUCAAAAGCUUAAACCAUAUGAGAAAAGUUAUCACUAUAUUGCGCUACUCAAAACAGUCAUGAGACUCUCUGUGGCUAACAUGAAGGCAGCAGAUGUUAAAGAAGUUGCUUCGUCCGUUACAGCGAUAACAAAUGAGAAACUAAAGGUUGAGAAAGAAGCUGCUGCUGGCAAAAAGAAGACUGGUGGGAAGAAGAAACAACUUCUUCUAGAUAAGCCUGAUGAUGAUCUAGUGGCUGGUCCUUAUGAUGCUAUGGACGAUUUCGACUUCAUGUAG
Molecule: messenger RNA, 687 nt
Organism: Thlaspi arvense
Lineage: Eukaryota; Viridiplantae; Streptophyta; Magnoliopsida; Brassicales; Brassicaceae
Source: the annotation of a GenBank genome assembly